GACAUGAAUGUUGUUUUUCUUUGCUCCCAGCGAGAUGCUGGCAUGGGCCAGUGCCCAGAUCCACUGCCAGUUCCACGCGAGCGAGAGCCGCGUAGCGCUUCCCCCCUCGGACGGCAGCAAGCCCGACGUGCAGGCCGAGAACGAGACCGUCUUCGUCCCCAACAGAGGAGAGCGGGGUCAGUGUAUCCUGUCCACUCCACCAAAGAUUCUCUUCUGUGACUUGCGACUGGAUCCUGGCGAGUCAAAGUCCUAUUCCUACUGUGAGACGCUGCCCGUGGAUGGCCCCCCUUCCUUCCGGGGACAGUCGGUGAAGUACGUGUACAAGCUGACCAUCGGCUGCCAGCGCGUGAACUCCCCCAUCAAGCUCCUGCGCGUGCCCUUCCGUGUCCUUGUCCUGCACGGGCUCAAGAAUUACCAGUUCCCGCAGGAUGAGGCUGUUGCUCCCUCAAACCCCUUUCUGGAGGAGGAGGAGGGCCUGAAGAAAGACUCUCGCCUCAUGGACCUGGCGACGGAACUGCUCAUGGUGGCCACCUCCCGGCACAGCUUGCACCUGUAUAACAUCAGCAACACCCGCGGGAAGGUGGGGACCUUCUGCAUCUUUAAGACAGUGUACAAGAUCGGGGAGGACGUCAUCGGGACAUUUAACUUCUCGGAAGGCGACAUCCCCUGUCUGCAGCGGCACUUUGAGUUUGUGACCCCUGGGGAAUCGGUGGGGACUUGCAUGGUGCGUGGGAGCCAGUCGGAGGCCGUUACCUGGACAGGCGUGGAGCAGAUCCAAGUGGACACUUUCAGCUGGGACUUGCCCAUCAAAGUCCUUCCCACCAACCCCAUCCUGGCCUCCUACGUGUCUCAGUUCUCCAGCACCAACUCCAUCAGCAUCUAAGAGUGGGCAGAGCCGGUAGGAGCCUGCAGUGCUACAGGCAAGUGCGGAUGGUGGC
This is a messenger RNA of Tinamus guttatus (white-throated tinamou), 938 nucleotides long. The record is from RefSeq and is a predicted model, not a curated record. NCBI's taxonomy places the organism in Eukaryota, Metazoa, Chordata, Aves, Tinamiformes, Tinamidae.